Stegodyphus dumicola is the source of this 10001-nucleotide messenger RNA. Its product is annotated as transmembrane and coiled-coil domain-containing protein 4-like. Lineage: Eukaryota; Metazoa; Arthropoda; Arachnida; Araneae; Eresidae. The record is from RefSeq and is a predicted model, not a curated record.
AUAGGGGGUCCGAGUUUGUGUUUAUGAAUAUUAGGAACGUGGAAAGUUACUGAAUGGUUUCCUUGUUUACGCAACGCGUUCUUUUUCGUUUCUUCAGUUAUGUACAAGAGUUAUGUUUCGCUGUCAGAUGAAGGUAGUACAAUCAGUCAUUGUGUAUUCAAGCCAUUACAGAGCCUUAUCAGUGAUGCUGGAAUUUAUGCUUACUGCGCUAUAUGUGCUAAAUCUUUACACGAUCUCUUCAGUGAAGACUGGAACAGGGAUUUCAGGGAACAAUGCUUAUCACGUUGUAUAGCUCGUGUUGGUUUACCAGACCAGGUAAAGCCAACUAUGCAUGCACUUUUGAAUGGAGAGGGAUGUGAAUUUGAACCUUUGAUAUCUGUUCUGAAGAAAGAACCUGCUCUAAAUGGAAAUUGUUUAAGAGUUAUUGAAGAUAUGGUAUUAUUUGCUGUUGAAGAAGGUGUUUAUGAUGCUCGUAUGAGAGUUCUCAUUCAGCAUAUGGCAUGGCUUCUCCGUGUUCCUUUGCCUUUAGUUGAAAUAUAUGAAGAAUCUGUUGUGGAUAGACUUUCUCAUGAAAUGCAAGAAAUAUCUGAGGAUGAGCAGAAAGCUAAUGCAAGACGUCAGCGAAAUAAGAAAAUCAAGCGUUAUCUGCUAGUUGGUUUAGCAACUCUUGGAGGAGGGGCUGUUUUGGGUUUGACAGGGGGGUUGGCUGCUCCAUUCAUGGCUGCUGGUGCAGGAGCAAUCAUAGGUGGAGCUGGUGCUGCAGCAUUAGGAUCUGCUACUGGUGUUGCAGUCAUUGGGUCUCUGUUUGGCAUGGCUGGUGCUGGUUUGACAGGAUAUAAAAUGCAAAAAAGGGUUGGUGAUAUUGAAGAAUUCAUGUUUGAUACUUUGACUGAUGGCCAGCAGUUACAUGUUACUUUAGCUGUUUCAGGGUGGUUAUCUGAAGAGGAUAAAGAGGCAUUUCAAGAGCCUUGGCGCACUCUUAUGCAUUCCAGAGAACAGUAUUGUUUAAGGUAUGAAUCUACAUAUCUUCUACAGUUGGGUCGAGCUAUGGAUUAUCUGUUCAGUUUUGCUGUUUCAAUGGCUGCGCAGGAAGCUCUGAAAUAUACAAUUUUAUCAGGUAUUAUUACUGCUAUAACGUGGCCAGCAGCUCUAAUCACUGUUGCUGGAGUUAUUGACAAUCCAUGGGGUGUAUGCAUUAGAAGAUCUGCUGAAGUAGGACGCCAUCUUGCUGAUGUGUUACUUGCAAGACAGCAGGGUAAAAGGCCGGUAACUUUGAUUGGUUUUAGCCUUGGUGCAAGAGUUAUAUUUUACUGUUUGCAAGAAAUGGCUAAAAGAAAAGGUUCUGAAGGUAUUAUUGAAGAUGCUAUCUUAUUAGGUGCUCCAGUAUCUGCCCAUGUGCAAAGUUGGAAAGAUUUUUCAAAAGUUGUAAAUGGUAAAAUUGUUAAUGGAUAUUGCAGUGGAGAUUGGUUACUGAAAUUUUUAUAUCGUACAUCUUCUGCAACAAUGAAAAUUGCUGGAUUGCAGCCAAUUAAAUGGGAUGACAGAAGAAUGUGCAAUGUUGAUUUGAGCAGUGUGGUAUCUGGUCAUAUGGAUUAUGGAAACAAAAUGGAUACAAUCUUAAAAGCUGUUGGUGUUCGUACUACAGACGAAAUUAUUGAUGAAUCAAGACUAAGAAAAUCUCGUUCUGAUUUACCUAAAGUUCGGCGAAUGUCCAGUGCCAAGAGAUUAAAGCUGAAAUCAAAAUCUGACAGUGACAUCUUUUCUAUACAUAGCAUUCCUUUGAUUCCUGCCUCCUGUAUGCAGAGGGAUAGAUCUCAAUCACUAGAUAGUGUUCUGAGUCAAUCAAGUACCUCCGCAUCUUUAAAUCCUGAGGACUUCAAAACUUCAGAUUUGAGAUUAUCACCAUUGUUUUUUAAUGCUCCAAAAACUGAGAAAAGCUUCAACCUUAAAGCAGAAAUUUCUCAAGAUACAAAUAUUCUUGUUCCUGAUACAUGGAACUGGAAUGCAUGGGAAAAUGUAGAAUGAUUAUGUUUAAUGUUUUGAAAUAUAUUUUGCAAUGUUAAAAUGUUCUAAAAUAUUUUAGUGUUAAAUUAAUAUAGUUGUGUUAAUCAUAAAUAUAAAAAUUUUUUGUUACUGAUGUUAUAUACAUAUAUACAUAGUUCAAAUGAAUCAAACUUGUAAAUUAAGAAAAAUGUGUGUUUAAUAUUUACUAUUAAAACUUUAGUUCUAAAUAAUUUUUAUUACUUCCUAAUUUUCUUAUAUUCAUAUCAAAACAACAUUUUCCACUUUUUAGAAAAUAUUUUUGAUGAAUAUUACAGAAUUUUAAGGUGAUUGUUAUGAAAUGUAAUAUUGAAUAACUGAGAUAAGGCAGUUUGAUUUUUUAGUUUAUUUAUUUUAGUAACUGCCAGAAUAUUAAAGAUCUACACAUAAACUGAAGUAAAAUAUGAAUAUGUAACAGUAUUUUCAUGUCAGAUCGUAUCAGAAUGAGAGUCUCUAAAAUUGUCUUUCUCAAUGUAAUUACUAAUGCAAGUUUUGCUGCUUUGCUAAGUGUGAUUUUCAUAAUAAAUACAGUUGAUUAUUUAUUUUUGUUUAAAAAAUCAUGUGAAAUUUUAUGUGUAAACUAUCCUAAGUUAUUCUCUGAUAUAAUUUAAGAAAUUUUGUAAUAUAAUAUGUAUAUAUUAUUAUUAUGAUUUAUGCUUUGCUGUAUUAUUAUUAUAAGUUGUGAUAGUACAACAAAAGUAUCAUUUAUUAAAUAUUUGAUUUAAUGUCAACUUAAUUGUAGUGUUAUAUCUCUUUUUAUGUAAUCCUGAAAUUUAACUAUUUUUUAACUGAUGAACUUUCAAAGUUUAUACACUCUUUUAAAAAGAGAAUAGGAGAAAAAAUAAUUUCUGAAAAUUUCAUUAUGAAACCAAAUUUAUAGUACAGAUUCUAAAUCUCAUAUGAGUAGUAUUUAUUUUUUUAAUAAAGGGAGGAAAUACUUAAAAUUUGCAGGGAAAAUCAUCAGUCUCUUCAUUAUGUGAUUUAACUGUUGAUGAUAACUAUAAUGAAGAAUUUAAAAAAUAAGUUCGAUAAGGAGUUUCUCAUAAACGUAUAAAACUGCUCUUUAUGCUUUAACAUAUAAAACUGCUCUUUAUGCUAAUAUGAAUCUGUUAAAAGAAUUAUCUUUAGUUUGUCCUUAAUGACCUGUUUGUUUUAGGAUUAAAGUUUUUAAAUUAGGAAGUUAGCCCAAAAUUUUAUCCUAAAUCUCACUUAAUUGUAAACUACCAUAUUUAUUUUAAAAGUUUGAAAAUAGUUUUUGUUUUUUAAAUUUUCAUGAAAAAUUUAAAAUCUUUACUCUGUUUUAUAGGUAUGUUGUUAAAAUAGAUGAUCUAAAAUACAUUAAAGACUUUUAUAUGAUCUUCCCUCCUCCUUCUAUUAUACAAAUUUUUGUGUUAUUUGUUCAGUAGUAAUAUUCAUUCUAUAAAUUGUAACUACUUUUGCUUUUUUUUGUUAUACAUAAUUCUGUUUUCUAAAUCACCAAUUUAUCAUUCUACCCCCCAAAGGUGUUUAGUUAGUGAGUAUCUACUUUUAGAAUUAAAAAAUUUUUAAAAUGUAUAUUUUCUUAUUGCUGUAAAUUUAAAAAUACAUUUCCGUAUUGCAUUAUGAAAGUGUAAAAAAAUAUCUGUAUUUCAUUAGUUCAUUGCUAAGUAGUAUUUAAAAUUGUAUGUCAAGGAGUAAAUGCUAGUUUUAUUAUUAUUAUUAUUAUUAUUAUUGUUUUUUUUAGCAAAAUAUCAUAUAUUUAGAUGAUAAAUGUUACUCUGUUAAAUCUGGCAGGGUUAAAUGAAGGCUUUAUUCUGCAUUUACAGAUGAUAAUUACAUCACUUUGAUAUGUAAAUAGGUUAUAAAAAGUAUUUGUGAUCUCCUGAUUUUAAAACAUUAUUAAAUAUAAUACAGAUUAUUAAGAAUAUAUGCAUAUUCAUGUAUAUUUUACUGUAUUGGAUAUUAGGUUUUAAAUGAGCCUAUUAUUUUGAUAAAAGAAAGUAAAUGUAAUAUAUUUUUAUUCUAGGAUGUUGCGUAAUAAAUACAUUUAUCAAGAAGUUGAAUUUAUAUUUUAUUAUUUAAAUAAAUCUGCAAGAUAAAUUUAGUUUUGUUCACAUAGAGAAAUGCAGUAAUAUCUCAAUUUUAUGGUUAGAAGAAAAUAUGAAUUUUUUAAUAUUUAGCAGAAGUUAGGCAGAAAUACAUUAUAUCAAUAAUUAUUUUCAGACUAGCAUAGGCAGAAAUAUUUAAUAUUGUGAUCCAAUAUUUGUCAUUAUAUAUCAUACAGUGUAAAGAAUAAAUAUAUAGCAUUUUUAUAACAGUGUUCAAGAAAAUAGGGCAGAAAUAUACACAGGCAUUGUUAGAAAUAAGAUAAUGGUCUUUUGCAAUUACAUCUAAAAAAUUGCAUUAGAAGUUGGUUUCAUUGCAAUUAUUGUUUUAUAUUUUGACAUUGCAAUAUGAUUCUUGCAACCUCUGUCUCUAAAAAAAGUAGCUAUUGUAUCACCAUCUAGCCCUUGUUUAGCCAUCUAAUUUAAUCUAAAUUCUUAAAUCUCAAAUAAAUGCUGGAUAUUGGAGGACGAGAAGCUUACACCUACUUACCUCUGGUAGACACCUAGUCCCCCCUCCUCUGUUGUUGGCUUCAGACAUGUUAUUGUGCUGCAUUGUUUUCCUUAUGGAAGGUUUAGUUUCUGUUAAUAUAAAUAUUGUUUCUAUUAUAUUAAAAAUGUACACCAUUCUAAUGUAAUUUUUAAGAUUUGACUAUAUUUCAGUAAAUUGCAACAUAUUUAUCUAUUUUCAGAAGUGCUUGGGGAUGUGAUAGAAACCAGCUAUCUAAUGUAAUUUUAAUGGCAUGAUUAUGUUUUAACAAAUUAUAAUAUGCUUUGUCCUGUUAUUAGCAGUGCUUGUGCUAUAUUUGUUCAGUUCCUUCAUAAUAAUGCCAUGAAAACAGUCAGGUUCUUAAUCUCCAUCCUGUAUAUUUAUAGGCUGUCUUCCACACAUGACACAAUCAAAACUGAAGUGCAUUUUAUAUUCAUAUAAAUGUGUAUGCUUAUAAGAUUACCAAAUUCCAGUUUUUAUGUACGACACAUUAAGAAUGUUUUCCGUCAUUUUUAUUUUACUAUAUUUAUUAUGACAGCAUAUUAGAAGUUUUUCAAGAAAAUUCCAAGUACAGGUAAUCCUCAACUUAUGAUGAAUGCAAUUCCUAUGGUCCCAUUGUAAAUCAAAUCUGAUGUAAGUUGGAAUCUUACUUUACUCUCGAUAGCUUUCAUAAUAUUUUAUAAAAGUAGGCUUUCUCUUAACAUAAAAUGGGCCUAGGAAUAUAUAAACUGAUGUAACACUUAUAAACAAUUUCUUUUCAUGGCUAUUCACUGCAUACAUAAAUAUUUGAUAAAAUUAAGACAUAUUCUUCUUUUAUAACAGCUAACAUGAACAAAAACAUUUGUGAUUUCUUCGACUAAAAACAAGAGAUCAGUAAUUGAUACUCAUAUGGAUGAUUUAUUGCAACCAGUAGUUUCUUAAAUCAAAAAAUUUUAUUCUGUUAAUUUUUUUUUUUUUUCCUUAAAUUUCCAUUUUCUGUCAUAUGGGUUGUGAUAACAUCCAACUGCAUUUCAAAUUUGUGUUUCAACUUUGGUGAAAUUAUUAGUACUUUGAUUUAUACUUUUCACUAACUGAAGUCCUUGAUUUAAUUUUUAAAAUGCUUCAGAUAAUCCUUUUACAGUAAACUUUUGCCAGUAAAGAUAUUUUAUGUCUGCACAUUAUUCUACUACUUAAGAAGCAAAUAAUGAAAAAUAGACAAACAUAGUCAAAGAUAACAUACUUUGUUUUCAGGCACAGUGACAUUUUAACUGUCAUAUGACAUUGCAUGAACAGAAACAAUGCUUAUGUGCAAUGCUGGUAGUAAAUUUAAAUCAGAGGACUUCAAGUUUCUGGCUAUCAUAAAUGUGAGCUGUUGUAAGUCGAGGGCUACUUGUACUAAUUUUUUUUUUUUUUUUUUUUUUUUUUAAAUAUUUGUAUACACUUUUAUUUAAUUUAUUGUGGGAACAAUCUGAAAUUCUUACCACUGUGAACUGAUGUACCUUUGCUUACAUAUCAGUCUUCAGAUAGUACUAUUGAAGAAUGACUUAGUGUAUCAUUCAUUUUUGUAUAUAUGCAGCUGAUUAAUAUAGUAUAAUUCAUCAGUGGAUUCUUGAAAACAAUAAUUAAAUUGAAUUUAGAUAAAAUUAAGUGGCUAUGUCAUUAUGCUUAUUAUGCCAUCUUUUUAUUUUUCUGUGCAGUAUUUUAUUUUCAUUUGUUUAUAAGUCAAAAUCUUUAUAGUAGUUUUUGUAGAUAAAUUUCACUGAUUUUAGCAGUACUGCAGUAUUUGACAAUAUUGUUUUAUAUAGCUCAGAGAUAAUUUAGCUAACUUUUCUAUUGAAAUGUUUCUUGCUUUGUAUUCAUAGCAUAGAUCAUUCAUAAUGUAAAUAUUUUGCUUGUGUCAAAAAUUAUAUAAGGAUACUUUUUUUGUAGCAAUAAAUUAUGAUAAAAUUAUUUAUUUCACAUAAGUUGCAUGUUGUUUAGUUACAACACUGUAUUUUAAAGUAAUGUCAUUAAAUGGAAGUAUUUGAAUGAUCUCUUCAUGUAUAUCUUUCAUUAAAUACCCCAAAUAUUUAUAAAAAUAUAUUUUAUUAUUUUAUAAAAGCUAUUGAUGUAUAGUUCAUAUUUUCUUAAUUGCCAGUUACUGAUAAAUAAUAAAACAAAGCAGUGUGUUUUCUGAAAUAUAUUGUUAUUAAUUAAUUAAAUGUAUAUAAUGCAAGUGAUGUUUUGUGUCUGAUUUUUGUACGAGAUUGAUAAUGAUGCACAAUUUUUUCAAGUUCUUGGCAGCAAGUUAAUUUAAAUUCAGAAAAUAUGGAUAACUUCUUUUUAUUAUCUUGUAUACAUUUAAAGGCCUUUUAAGCGACAAAGUAUAAUAAUAAUCUGUUAUGUUAAAUGAAAUUCGUAUAAAAAUUAUUAUUAUGAAUUAAUUUUAAAAUUAAUAAUAUUAGUUCCCAUGUGCCUUACAAUACCUUUCUGUUCAAUUUUGUUAUGUGUUAGAAAUGAAGUGCUUUUGAUGUCAUUCAGCUUUAUUUCAUCUUCUAUUUUAUUGAGACUGAAUAAUAAACCAUAAUAAAAACAAUACUUUAUCAGAAAAGCACAUCAUACUUGUGUUUUUGAAGGGGUAAACCUCUUAGUGUUUGGUAUUAUUUUUUUAAUUGUGCAAAAUUUAUUUUCCUUCAUACUUUCUGCAUAUUUUAGUAAAAUAAUGACUUUCUCGGGUUAUAUCUGUGUGGGUUAAAAGCAUUGCCAAUUAUACAAUUUAAUAUGAUAGGUCAAAUUUUGCAUAACUUGUAUAUUAUUUUGAGAUCAGUAUUACUUUAGGGAGUCACAAACAUAAUGCAUCACAUACAUAUCACAUAAAUAAACAGCACAAAAAUAGUUACGAAAUGUCAGUGAUUCUCUCUCCCAUCUUGGUUUUAACCUAAUUAGCAUGUAUUAUGAGCAACACAUUUUUUUAGAAUUUUUUUCUUUAAGUUAAAAAUUAGUUAGCUCUGUUUAUCUCUUCAUUAAUGUCAAAAUGAAUAAAAUUACUGCGACUUUAAAAUAUGUCUUUUGAUAGCAAUUGUUUUUAAAAUUUUAUCACUACAUCUUGGUUUUAACUCUUUAAUAUGAGAAAUAUUUCUGAAAACUUAAAUGUUGAUAGUGCUAUCAUAUUGAUAUAGGGUUUCUGUUUCAAAAUUUUUUUACUCCCAGACAGAUUUUUUUAGUUGAGAACUGUGUUUAUAUUUCCUUUUCACUAACCAUUUACAUUUCCUUGUUUUGACAUUUGAUUUUUACAUUGGACUUUCUAAAUAGUUUAAUUACUAUUCUUUGAAAUUCACAAUAAUUUCUUUCAGUUUUAGUGGUUUUUUUUAAAUAAUCUUCAAUUAUAAAUAUGAACUAUAAAAGCAUUAAAUUAUGAUAAUGUUUUCAUGACUUUAUUUUGAAUCUACUUUAAUAUAGCUUGAAAAAAUUCUGUCUGGAUGUUGAUGGAUUAUAACCAUCUUUAGGAAAUUUGAGUAGGAAAAUAUUUUGUUAUUCUUUUAUGUUAUUCAAUAAUUUACUCUAGCAAAAAUUUGUUUUUCGUUGUCGCAUUCUAAUAUUAUUGGGAUGUGAUGUGGAUUGUGGUCAUAUGCCAGCUGAUUUUGCUGCAGAAUUAUCAUUUCGUUUCUUCUGAAGCUCAAAAUUUAUACUGGUUCCAUUACUUUGGUUAAAGUAAUUUAAAUUUUGUUUGUAGUUAUUUUAAUAGCAGCGUAAGCAGUUAAAUAUUAAGAAGGCAUUCAUGACGAUUUUGUAUUUAAUACUCUGAUUUUGAUUAUAUUGUCUGUUACUUAAAUCAUAUAAUAACAAAACAUGUUGUCAUAAAUUUGAAAAAAAGGAUUGUAAAUUGCAUAAAUUAAAAAAAUGACAUAGUUUUUUUUUUCAUUGCAUUGAUUUAAAAAAAUAAUAUGUCACUGAAUCCUCCAAAGAUCCCUGAAUUCUAAAGUUCUUAGAAUCCCCAUGAGAGAAAAACUUUCCGGUUAUAAUUCCAAAGUGAAUCUGCCCUUGAUAAAUAGACAUUUUUUCUUUGUAGUCUUCAAAUGAAAUGACGUGAUGUAUUUUAAAUUGCACAUUAGAAGAGGGGGAGAAAUCUUGUUGAAUUGAUACUUGUAGGGUUUUUAACAAUACUUAUUGUAUUCUAUAAGUAAUUGUUAAUAAUUUAUCUAGAGUUUAAGAUAUAUUAAGAACAAGGUCAAAAAUAGAUGCAUUUUCUUGCAUAAUAGCUCUGCAGUAUUAGGAUACUGGGACCAUUACCUCGAUUAUGUCUUCCAUAUUCAGAAUAAAAUUAGAUGUAAACAUAACUUAUAACUAAAAAUAUGUACAAAUGCUACUUAUAGAAUAGUAAUAAAUUAUACAGAAGUAUAAAAUGAGAUUUCAGUGAAAGUAAAUAUUCGUUUUACUGAUGGAUUUUUAAUCAUGCAAUAUAAUUUUAUAUGAGAAAAAAUAUCUAUUUUGCUGUUGAUUGAAUAUGAAUGUUGUUGUGAAAGUUUUUAGACUUAUUGAGUCAUGUUUCAGUGAUUAUUAUAAAAGCGAAUUAACUAAUAUUGAUUUUAAUAAUAUAUAAAUAUUUCUAAAUGAUUAAAAUUCUUGCUGAGAUAUUUGUUAUCUGGAGUGUUUUAUUUUCUUUGAUUUAUAAGGGUUCUUUGUUUAAAAGUUAAAAAAAUAUUAUGAUUGAAUAAUAUUUAGGCUCAAUAAAUCUUAAAACUGGUAUAUUAUUUGUUGUAAAUGAAUGUUGUAUGUGUGUCUCUCUCUCCCUAUAUAUGUAUAAACAUGAAAUGUAAUAUGAGAUUAAGGACUUUGUGUAAAAACAAUCCAUUGAAUUAGAUUCUCGGAUUCAUUUGUAUGUAUAUUAUGCCAUUCAAAAUUUAUUUAUUCAAUGUAUGUCUGUUAUUGAGGAAAGACUGAAAAAAUAGUGAUUGAUAGGGCUUGCAAAAUAUUGUUAAUAGUACCUGUUGAAUAAUUCAAUGUAUUUAAAAAAUAUAUAAUUGCAGAUAGCCUGUCGGUUUCUCUUUAAUGAAAAUCGGAACAUUAUUAUGAAAUAUAUCUUUCUUUAGAUUCAACAUAAAAGUUUCAAGCUGAAUCGUAAUUGCAACUGUGUAUUGUUUACAAUUCUGUCACAAAUGUGAUAGCAAAAUCUUUUAUAUACAUUAUGAAUUGAAAAAAAAAAUGCAUUAAUAUUUUGCAAGAAUAUUUUAAAAGAAUUAAAUAAUAAUUUUUUAAUAUAAAAAUGAUAAUUUUAGUUUUGAAUGUCAUUUCGAAAAUAAAGGUUUGUGAUAAUAAUCAUUUAAAUAAUCAAAAUAUUUUCUAAGUGAUUUUAAAAAUUUUUGUAUAUUAAGUACAUUUUUUGUUUAUUGGAUGGGGUGGGGUAUAGAAGGAUAAUAAAAAACUGGAAAUCA